CAAACCUGUAACGAACAGUCAAAUAGGUAAAGCACAUGAUAGCAAAGACGGAGCAGGGUCAAUGUGUCGGAACUUAUCUUACCUGAACGCAUUCAUUGCUCUCGGACUAUUUUUAAGCAGCGUCUAAACGUUAUGCUUAUAUUUGUUAAUUUGUUCAAAUGUUUCACGUCUAGGCCAACUUCGCAAUUCCGGCAUGAAUAAAAAUAGCGCUGAACGCUUGUGGGAUCAUGAGGUUUAAUAGAUAAGUAAAAGCAAAAGGCAGACGAUGGAGAUAGAUUCGGUGAGAGUCGAGUCUAGUCUGUGGAUCGGUAAUAAGCGGUACAGGGCUUUCCUAAGCGGAUGGUACUUCAGCUGGACUGAGAUCGACAAGAGGAACCGGGAGAAGAAAACAAUUUCAGUGCCAGUGUCAGAGGUCAUUGGGGUGAAGGAGGGUAGAGUUGAGAUCCAACCCCAGAAGAAAGUAGAAGACACCGACCUUGAUUUUACUUUAUUCUACGUGAAGCGCAGCAGCAAAGGAAACGGUAUCGGAGCACCGUGGAGUCUGGGCAGGACCCAGUUCUGUUGUCCAAGCCGGGCCGUCCGGGAUCAAUGGAUCACUCAGCUCCGAACCGCACUCAAAACCCACAGCCCCUCGCGUCCUCGCAGGUUGUUGGUGUUCAUUAAUCCUUUCGGAGGAAAGAAGAGGGGGAAACAGAUCUUUCACUCUCUAGUGGCCCCUCUGUUUGAGCUGGCUGGCAUCAGCUCUCACGUUGUGGUGACUGAACAAGCAAAUCAGGCCAGAGACUACAUCCUGAAGAAAGACCUGACAGGGUUUGAUGGAGUCAUAUGCGUGGGUGGAGACGGCAUGUUCAGUGAGCUGCUGCACGGUGUGAUUGGACGAACCCAGCAAGAGGCGGGAAUUUCAGAACACGACUUGAGCGUAAUGCUGCAGCCGUGUGACCUCCACAUUGGCAUCAUUCCAGCAGGCUCUACAGAUUGUGUGUGUUUCACCACCAUAGGCAUAAAUGACCCCGUGACAUCGACGCUGCACAUCAUCAUCGGAGACUCUCAGCCUCUGGAUGUGUGUUCUGUCCAUUAUCAGUCAACACUGGUACGUUACUCGGUCUCUAUGGUGGGCUAUGGUUUUUACGGAGAUGUUUUGGCAGAGAGCGAGAGGCACCGCUGGAUGGGCCCUCUCAGAUAUGAUUAUUCAGGUUGUAUGGUGUAUCUGUGUAACAGGAGCUAUCCGGGACUAGUGCAAUAUCUCCCUGCUGAUUCUCAUAUCUCCAGCCCAAGGGACAACACUCGCUGCCUGUCAGGGUGCCGAGUGUGUUCGGAAAGCAAAGAGAAGCUGUUCCCCCACUUUGACAGCUCCAGUUCUCUCUACAGCACUAAUGUGAGCCAGUACAGCAGUGAGUUAGAGGGCGAGUGGGUGACUGUUGAAGGCAGGUUCAAGUGUAUCUCUCUCACCUGCAUUUCAAGCUCAUGUCCACGGAGUCCAAAGGGUCUCUCGCCAUCCGCUCACUUGGCCGAUGGGACGGUAGACCUCAUCCUGGUGCGAGAAACAAACCCUCUGGGCUUUCUCACGUACCUUCACAGGCACACAAACACACAGGAUCAGUUCGACCUGCCCUUCGUAGAAGUUCAUCGUGUCAGGGCUGUUCGGUUUUCUCUACCCCCUGGAGAAGAAGAGGAGGAGGAGGAGUAUGAAGAGAGUAAUCGAGAGAUACAGGCCUCUGCUGAGAGAGUACUGGAGGAUCCUGGGAAACUGGGCAAUAGUAACGUUUCAGGACACUCACAGCAGCAUCUGGCAGGGAGGAAGGACAGAGGAAAUGCAAUGAAUAAAGUAAAGAGACGAGGCUUUGUGUGUGGGCCGUGCUGCACUAAACCUCGAUCAGUAUCGGUGUGGAACUGCGAUGGAGAAAUUCUACCUCACACCCAGAUCUCAUGCAGAGUUCAUGGCCAGCUGGUGCGUCUCUUUGCCAGGGGCAUCGAGGAUUCAACAAUGCCGUGAGAUGCGAUCAACCUAACAGAUGACCUCUUUACUGUUCACGAGCACGUCAUUGGAAAGAAGAUCAUUAUGUAAAUAAUAUGUGUGAUGGGUGAACGUAAGAGACGUACAGUAAGCCGAGAUGUCAUUUAAGCUCAUUUCACAUUUGUUAGCGCAAUAUUUCAGCCGUUAAAUAUGUUAUAUCAUUAACAUAUUUGGGUGACGGAUCGGUUUUAGAUCUGUCAUAAUAUUGUUCAUUUCACUAAUUUUAUAGCUUUUUGCGGAGCAAAAAAGUAACUAUGCAAUGUUUUAGUGCAAUCUAACAGGGAAUGUUAAACGUUGUCACGUUUAUUUAAUCGAGGUUUUGCACAUAAGUGAGAGCACUGGUUUGUCUGUCUAUGGCUUGUACAUGGGAGGGACAUGGGUGAAUGACAUGUUUUAAGGGAGUGGACUCAUUCCAGUCAGCAGCAGGAAUGUGCAUGUACAGGAUGUCAAUGGGUUUAAUCUUCAAAAUUAUGAAUUAGAAAUGUGUUUGUCCAAAUAAAGUGUCAUAAAUGCA
Molecule: messenger RNA, 2528 nt
Organism: Puntigrus tetrazona (Sumatra barb)
Lineage: Eukaryota; Metazoa; Chordata; Actinopteri; Cypriniformes; Cyprinidae
Product: ceramide kinase family protein
Exons: 13
Coding region: 266-1993 (575 amino acids)
Molecular function (GO): kinase activity
Source: RefSeq, a predicted model, not a curated record